AUACAGCUGCCCACCAUGCCGCAGGAUAUGCCGCCGACGGGCGGCUACAGCCCCGUCCAAUACAAGCGCAACCUCCCCGCUCGUGGCUUCCGGCCAGCCGCAUACCUAUUCGGAACGGCGGCGUUGAUGACAUAUGGAUUCUGGAGGGUUGGGCAGGGUAUCAGGGAACACAACGAACUCGCGCGCGAGAAGAUGUGGGCGCGGAUACACCUCAUUCCCGCGCUACAGGCGGAAGAAGAUCGCGAUCAGGUGCGAAGAUAUCUGGCGGACAGGGCGAGGGAGAAGGAGCUGCUGGGCACAGAAACAAAGAUUUACCACAACGACAGGUUUGUCCGACCAACGUUUGCCGUUACGCCAGAGUUCGAGACGAAAUAGGAGUAGACAAUUAGAUGGAAGUGUACAUACAACGUCAAAAUUGACGGGGAAAACUGAUGCCUUUGAUGGCUGUGCCUUGUGGAAGUGUACGACAACUGGAAUUGAAGUCUUUCUU
Molecule: messenger RNA, 490 nt
Organism: Cucurbitaria berberidis CBS 394.84
Lineage: Eukaryota; Fungi; Ascomycota; Dothideomycetes; Pleosporales; Cucurbitariaceae
Exons: 3
Coding region: 16-375 (119 amino acids)
Source: RefSeq, a predicted model, not a curated record